Penicillium odoratum is the source of this 663-nucleotide messenger RNA. Its product is annotated as dual specificity protein phosphatase family protein. The transcript has a single exon. Gene Ontology annotation, cellular component: cytoplasm. The record is from RefSeq and is a predicted model, not a curated record. Gene Ontology annotation, biological process: negative regulation of MAPK cascade; protein dephosphorylation. Lineage: Eukaryota; Fungi; Ascomycota; Eurotiomycetes; Eurotiales; Aspergillaceae. Gene Ontology annotation, molecular function: MAP kinase tyrosine/serine/threonine phosphatase activity; protein tyrosine/threonine phosphatase activity. Bases 1 to 663 code for a protein of 220 amino acids.
AUGGAGCUCAAAUCUCGCAUGACCCUCAUUGUCCCUGGUCUCUACCUUGGAACUGCUGGGGCCGCACGCGACCCAGAGAUGCUUCGAAAGAAUGGGAUCAACGCAAAUGUCUCUCUGACUCAUCGUUGGAGCCGAUCGUGGGACACAGUUACAAGAGAAGGAGGGGUCUCAAAAGACAGACACGUUUGGUUUGAAUGUGCAGACUCGCCAACACAGGACCUCCUUGUUCAUAUGCGGAAAAUCUGUUACGCUAUCGACCGAAUGGCGCCCGCCACCCUUACCUCAUUGACCUCCUUACCUGUCGAUGACAAACAGAAAACGAAUUAUGCACCGCCUUGUGCUCCAGAGGGGAUCCUAAUCCAUUGCCGUUAUGGAAAAUCACGCUCGGCCACAAUGGUUGUCGCCUAUCUCAUGCGCAAAUUCCGCCUUCCCCGAGACGACAUAAUGAAAUACGUGGAAGUCAAACAACACAUCAAUCCAAACCCGGGUUUUAUGAGACAACUUGAAUUCUGGGAAGAAUGUGGGCACCAAAUGUGGCAGGAUUGGCUUGAAACUAUUCCGAAAGCGCCAUACAAAACUUGGCUGGAGGAGCGGGCUGUCGUCUUGAAAGAACAAGGAUACACCGAGAAUGACCAGCAAGUACGCCCAUAUCUACGUUUCUGA